AUGUUGGCACGAAGACUGCUGCUAUUGCCAUGCUUGCAUGUGGUCCUGGUAUCCUCUGACGACAGGAUGUGCCUCAUCCAGGGAAAGGUUCGGGUAGCGAGCCAGGGCGAGGCCAGAGAAGAAGAGCCCCACGAGCCGCUCCUAAAAUCUGCGGAGCCUCCCGCGCCUUUGCAUGAGAACGCGACCGCAAUGCUGCAGACAUCGACACUGCAGGCCGAACUCAUGGUCGUCUCCCCGGAGAUUUUCGAGACGCUCUGCGUACCAGCAAUAGCACUCGGGUUAGGCGCUGUGCUGCAGCAGUACCCCCGCACUCAAUCGGCAGGCAUGCUGGUUUCCUUCUUUGGUGCCCAGACGGCCAUGAACCUCUACAUGAAACAGGUGUUCUCCAACUACAAGCUGCCAAGCGGCCUCAAAGGUAUUCCAGCACCCUUUGCCAUCACCGCCAUCCAGCAGCUGACCAGCUUCCUAGUCCUAGCUUCCGGCCUGCAUCUGUCGCGAUGUUUCGGCUACCGGGUGAACUGCCGUCCGCUGGAAAGUCGUCGUGAGGUUGGCUGCGUUCUUCUGCUGGCGCUAGCUUUCGUUGGCAACAUCGGUCUCAACAACUUGAGCCUGUCUAUCCUGGACAUUUCCGUUCACCUGAUUAUCCGCACCGCAGGCGCUUUGGUAAACCUAGCUCUGGAAUUUGUGGCGCAGCCUGUGCUGGAAAGACUCACCGGCGAGACUGCGAAAUGGCCCCAAGUGAGCUUGCGGGACUUGGCCCUCACCCUCAUAGGGACCUUCUUCGCAGGUAUGGUGAUAUGUAGCAAGCUCCAAAGCUUCUCUUCCACUUCCUCGGCUUGGACCUACUACGUGGGUAUUGGAGUGUGCUGCCUGUCCAUGAUCGCGUCCGGCAUCGAACUAAUAGUCGUGAGGACGCUCAGCACACAUCUGAAGAUGAAUGCGCUGGAGGCCAUCAUGAACAUGUCCCUGCCAGCGUCCAUUCUGUUGCUGGUGCCGGUCUUCUUCUUUCGGCACACAGUGUCCUGGCCUUCAGCGCCUCACAUGACGGAUUGGGAGGUUGUCGAGAAGGUCUGGCAGACCAGCAAGCUGGGAAUUGCCCUGGGUGUUCUUUCUGGGCUCUUUGCCACGCUGUACAAUGUCAUGCUGUACACCCUCAGCUCCAACUUUCAGGCUCACGUCAUUUCGAUGGCUGGCAACUUCAACAAGGUCGCGCUGAUGUUCCUGUCCAUCUACCUGGGCAUGGAACUCCUGCCUCAUCGGCCUUGGGGGGAGGUGAUGAUUGCUGGAAUCGCUGGGAACGGGGUUGCCUUUAUGGUGAUGGGAUUGCUCAAGGCGCAGGAGGUCAAGGAGCCGGACGCUUCCCGACCACUUGCUGACAAAGCGAGCAAGUGA
Molecule: messenger RNA, 1392 nt
Organism: Symbiodinium natans
Lineage: Eukaryota; Dinophyceae; Suessiales; Symbiodiniaceae
Source: the annotation of a GenBank genome assembly